Molecule: messenger RNA, 2656 nt
Organism: Lacerta agilis (Sand lizard)
Lineage: Eukaryota; Metazoa; Chordata; Lepidosauria; Squamata; Lacertidae
Gene: NBN
Product: nibrin
Exons: 16
Coding region: 31-2307 (758 amino acids)
Biological process (GO): telomere maintenance; mitotic G2 DNA damage checkpoint signaling; double-strand break repair via homologous recombination
Cellular component (GO): Mre11 complex; nucleus
Molecular function (GO): damaged DNA binding; protein binding
Source: RefSeq, a predicted model, not a curated record
CCGCUUCCAGCCGUUUCCUUCCAGCUCAGGAUGUGGAAGCUGAGCCCAGCUGACGAGUCCGGGCCAGGACAAUCAUAUCAGCUUUUAGUUGGUGUCGAGUAUGAUGUUGGACGUAAGAAUUGUGCCAUUUUAAUUCAAGCGGAUCAGUCCAUCAGCCGAAGCCAUGCAGUCCUUUCAGUUAGUCACCCUCAAGUGAACCUCAGUCAGUCUUCUACAUUGCCUGUGUUAACUUUAAAAGACACUUCUAAAUAUGGUACCUUUGUUAAUGAAGAAAAACUAGCAAAUGGUACCACUAGAACUUUGAGGUCCGGUGACAGAGUCACUUUUGGAGUCUUUGGAAGCAAGUAUAGAACAUUCUAUGAGCCUUUGGUAGUGUGCUCUUCAUGCUUAGCUGUUUCACAGAAAAGUGCUUUAAGUAAAAAUAUUCUACAGCUGGGAGGCCAUGCAGUGAAUGAGUGGAAAGAAGGAUGUACUCAUCUUGUUAUGGACUCAGUCAAACUUACAGUGAAGGCAAUAUGUGCCUUGAUCUGUGGUCGACCAAUUGUGAAGCCAGAGUAUUUUGAUGAAUUAAUCAAAGCAAUUCAGGCGAAGCAGCAGUUACCGACCCCUGAAAGUUUUUACCCUCCUAUUGAUGAGCUGGGUGUUAAGAAUAAAAAAUUAGAUCUGGCAACCUCUCCCAUAAGAAGAACAAUAUUCAAAGGAAAAACGUUUGUGUUUCUAACUGCUAAGCAGUUUGCAAAACUGAGUGCAGCAAUUAAACUUGGAGGAGGAGAAGUGAAACUGAUAACGGAGGAAGCAGAGAUUGUUUCUUCUUUAGUAGCACCUGAUAUUUGUGUCAUUGAAGUAGGGUUGACAAACUCUCAAGGAUCCAUUUCUGACUUGGACAGGAAAUGGAUGGAUAGAAUCACAGCUGUCUUCCAAAGGAAGCAAUGGAGAACAAUAUCUGAGGCAGAAAUUGGUCUAGCAGUUAUUUUUUCAUCCACAAAAACAUACUGUAAUCCUCAAACUCCACUAGAUGCAGGUGUAAAACCCACAUCAGCACCACUUGUUACGGGACCAAACCUUUCUCAAAGUGUGGUAGUAGAUGAAACAGUAAUGCCCACCAUUGCAGCAUAUGUAGCUGACACAGAAAUGGACCAGCUGAUGGACACAUGCAUGGAAAUGUCAGGGGAGAAGAGAAAGAAAGCAACUCCUUUCAAGGAACAAAGGAAAAACCCAUACCCACUGGAUAUAACUACUGUUAAUGAGACUUCAGCAGGAACUGGCACUGUGAAUGUUGGGGCUACAUUACCCAGGUUGAAUGCAAGGCCCGAGACUAACCAGAGUAGCCUUUCACCCUCUCCCUCUAAAAUGUCAGGGAACAGGAGAAAUAAAGAGGGAGAUUCACAGCAACAGUUGAAUUCAAUUAAAAACUACUUCCAGGCAGUUACAAAAAAAAGGGAAAGGGACGAGGUUGAAGAAACAUCACAGUCUAAAUAUGCAAAGAUAGAAGAGAAAUCAUCACUGGCUUCUAGUCAUACUCAGCCUGUAACUUCUUUGUUGUGGGAAAGCAAGGCAGGAGGAUCUCAAAAAGGGUCACGUACCUUGGACCAGAACACAAACGAGUCCUGUAUAGGUGGAAGUAGAAAGUCUAUUGCAGAGACUAGCCAGUUAGAAAAAAAUAAUCAUGAAAGCAUUAUUGCAUCAAAAAAGAGAAAAGAAUUGGAAGACUCAGUAGAAGACGAAGCAUCGUUAGAACUUGUCUUUGCAAGCCAAGAACUGGAUUGGGAAGACGAUAUAGGAAAUCAUGGUGAAGGCAGUGCUCAAGGUGCAAAGAAGAAAAGGAAAUUGGAAAUGAAAGAAGAGAAUUCGGAUAUGGAGCCUGGGGGACUUCAGCAAGAAAAGAAGCAGUCGCUUCCAGUUUUAAACCAGAAGCAAGAGAGAGAAGAAUCACCAGGCUCUGCAAAGAAUGACUCCAAUAAUCCUGAUAGAUGUGCAAAUGACUCUAGCAAUCUGCCCAGCAGGCUCCUGCUAACUGAAUUUAGAUCAUUGGUUGUUAGUCAGCCAAGGAAAGAUGGCCGUUGCACUUCAAAAAUAGAUUAUGGACAACUGAACAACUUUAAAAAGUUUAAAAAGGUAGCUUAUCCUGGAGCAGGACAACUUCCAUACAUUAUUGGGGGAUCGGAUCUGAUAGCUCAUCAUACUAGAAAGAAUUCUGAGAUGGAAGAAUGGUUGAGGCAAGAAAUGGAGGAACAGAGUCGCCAAGCAAAAGAAGAUUCGCUUGCAGAUGACCUCUUCAGAUAUGAUCCCCAUGUAAAAAGAAGAUAAGGUGUGCCUUGAGCCAGACCUACAGCAGAAGAAAAGCUUGCCUGGCCCGCUGGCAAUAAAUUGCAACAUCAGAGUUAAUUUUACGCUGAUCAUACCUCCUGAAAACCUGCUUUUCAUAUUGAAGAAAGGAUGCAAGACUUUGAACUGCUCUUCAAACAUGUUACAGCUAGUGAUGGAUCCAUGCGUUAUCUGCCCACAGCACAAAAGACUGGUCUAGGCCAACUUUGUAAUGCUCAAUACAAAGGUAGCAUUAGAAUUCAAACUAGAGUAGAACUUAAGCCAUUUAACUCCCUCCUACGUUUUGCUGCUCUGGCAGUGAAUAGAAGAAGUAUCUCUUCCAUUCCUGACA